Molecule: messenger RNA, 159 nt
Organism: Colletotrichum lupini
Lineage: Eukaryota; Fungi; Ascomycota; Sordariomycetes; Glomerellales; Glomerellaceae
Exons: 1
Source: RefSeq, a predicted model, not a curated record
AAUACGUUAAUAAUAAGUAUUAUAAAAAUUAGUUUUAGUUUAGGUAAAAAAAUCGUUAUUCUAAGUACGGUAGAAGUAGAGACGUACUUCGGAACGAUAAUUUUUUAUAUUUUACUUAUUAAUACCCUAUUUCUUUUAUAUUUAAAAGAUAUAGAUUAA